Molecule: messenger RNA, 739 nt
Organism: Hermetia illucens (black soldier fly)
Lineage: Eukaryota; Metazoa; Arthropoda; Insecta; Diptera; Stratiomyidae
Product: acyl-coenzyme A thioesterase 13-like
Exons: 3
Coding region: 116-541 (141 amino acids)
Molecular function (GO): fatty acyl-CoA hydrolase activity
Source: RefSeq, a predicted model, not a curated record
CUGGAACAAUGACAUUCCGUAUUUUAUAUUACACAACAGGAAAGAAUUAUUUAUUCUCCAUUCUCGAUAAGCAGGUUUUUCUGACUUACAGUCCUUGAGAUCUAGCGCGAAUAAAAUGUCUGCGAAGAAAGGUGUGGAGUUACUUAAGUCUGUGUUUGACUACGCGUCUAAAUCAAAAGGUUUUAGUGGUUGUUUGAAGAACUUCACAGUCACUAGUGGCGGAGAGGGUAACUGUGUUGCUGAAUUCACAGUAUCUGAGGAACAUCUUAACCAAGGUGGCGGCCUUCACGGAGGCUUCACAGCAACUAUAGUUGAUAAUGUCACCACCUAUGCACUUAUGACAAAGGAUAAGCAUCCAGGGGUUACGGUCGAUUUACAUGUUAGUUACAUGAAAGCUGCUCGACUUGGCGACGUGGUUGUGGUAGAUGCAAAAACAAUACGAGCUGGAAAAACUUUAGCCUAUCUUGAAUGCGAGUUACGUCACAAAAAAGAUGGUUCAGUGAUUGCAAAAGGAACACAAACCAAAUACAUUGACCUUUAACGAGCGGGAAAAAUUCUCAUUCAAUAGAUUAAUGGACAGGAUCUUCAUUGACGUAAUGCUUUUAGUUGCGUCAACUCAGUAAAUGCUUUUUGUCGAAAACCAUAGAACCAGUGAAUGUUUUGUGCCGGUGAAAUUUAGGUUUGGUGCUUGUAAAUUAACAGAAGGGGGUAAUAAAUAAUUUAUUUCUGGGAUAUAAGA